Molecule: messenger RNA, 1942 nt
Organism: Spizellomyces punctatus DAOM BR117
Lineage: Eukaryota; Fungi; Chytridiomycota; Chytridiomycetes; Spizellomycetales; Spizellomycetaceae
Exons: 9
Coding region: 96-1802 (568 amino acids)
Biological process (GO): protein folding
Cellular component (GO): endoplasmic reticulum membrane; endoplasmic reticulum
Molecular function (GO): calcium ion binding
Source: RefSeq, a predicted model, not a curated record
GGCGGGGUCCCCUUGGCCUUCCCAUCGCCGUCUUGCAGCCCAUCAUCUUCCCCAAUCCUUCCACUGCGCUUCUUGUUGCUCAGUCUGAAAUCGCGAUGAAGCUCCGUUACAUUGUGCCCGCGUGCCUAGCGCUCGCGUCUGUUGCGGUCGCUGAUUCCCAAGAUGGCGUCUCUGUUGCGUUUGUGCCAACAUCGCUUAAUGCCCCUUUUCUGGAGCAAUUCGCAUCUGGAUGGGAACGUCGCUGGACACCGUCCGAGACUAAAAAGUCUGUCGACGGAGUGGAGGACGAGGAGCUCCUCCGAUACCGCGGCCAAUGGGGUGUUGAGGAACCUCAAAACUCUGUCAUUUCAGGAGACGAGGGACUGGUCGUCAAAACUGCCGCAGCACAUCAUGCAAUUGCCGCAAAGUUUGACAAGCCUGUGGACCCGACUGGAAAAUCUCUGGUUGUGCAGUAUGAGGUCAAGCUUCAGAACGGAUUAGAGUGUGGGGGAGCGUACAUGAAGCUUCUCUCCCAAGAUAACUCGUUUGAUCCCAAAAAAUUCGACGACAAGACUCCCUACACCAUCAUGUUCGGUCCCGACAAGUGUGGAUUGACCAACAAGGUCCACUUCAUUUUCCGCCACAAGAACCCCAAAACUGGGGAGUUUGAAGAAAAGCAUGUCAAUGCCCCACCAGCGGCCAAAGCGGACAAGAACACUCACCUCUACACGUUGAUUGUGAAUCCCGACCAAUCGUUCAAGAUUCUCAUUGACAAUGAAGAAGUCAAGAAGGGCUCUCUUCUUGAGGAUUUCACUCCUUCUGUCAACCCCCCAAAGGAAAUCGAUGAUCCUAAUGACAAAAAGCCAUCUGACUGGGUUGAGGAAGCUCAGAUUCCUGAUCCAAAAGCCACAAAGCCUGAUGACUGGGAUGAGGAGGCACCCCUUGAGAUUGUGGAUGAAGAUGCCAAGAAACCUAGCGAUUGGCUUGAUGACGAGCCCUUGACCAUUCCCGAUCCUGAAGCUCAGAAGCCUGAAGAUUGGGACGAUGAGGAAGAUGGUGACUGGGUCGCCCCGACUAUCCCUAACCCCAAAUGUGAAAAGGCGUCUGGAUGCGGCGAGUGGAAAAAGCCCACGAAAAGGAAUCCCAACUACAAGGGCAAGUGGAAGGCCCCAUUGAUUGACAACCCCAAGUACAAGGGCCCUUGGGCGCCGCGCAAGAUCCCCAACCCCAACUACUUUGAGGACAAGACACCUUCCAACUUUAACAAGAUUGGUGCAAUUGGAUUCGAACUCUGGACCAUGCAAGAUAAGAUUCUCUUUGACAACAUCUAUGUUGGACACAGCGCAGAGGAUGCCAAGAAAUUGGCGGAAGAGAGCUUUGCGAUUAAGGCUAAAUUGGAGAAGAAGGACGAACCCAAGCCAGAAAAGGAGAAGGGCGAGACCAAGGACUUGCCUCUUCUUGAGAGAGUCAAUGUAAUCAAAGACCAAGUCCUCGACUUUGUUCAACGUGUUCAGAAAGACCCUGUCGAAGCUAUCCAGGAGCUUCCACAGAUCGCCGCCGGCGUCAUUGGUACCGCCAUUGUCGUUCCUAUGUUAUUGGUGGGGGCCAUUAUCAGCAUGGGAUCCAAAAAGCCCGCUGCAAAGAAGGUUAAGAAGGUAGACGUCGCCGCCAAAAAGAAGGACGCACAGCCUGAUGAGGACGAGGAAGAAGAGGAGGAGGAAGUUGUUGUUGUGAAAAAGAAGGAUGAGAAGAAGGACGGGGCCCAAAAGAGAAAGACUGCGGGGAAAAAGGACAAGGACGAAGAGGACGAGGAGGAUGAAUAGAUGUGGUGUGGUUUUUGGAGGCAUUUACUUUUUUUUCUGUAGUUUUUUUUUGCCAUACCUUUUAACGUUUUGGGUUUACAUGGUGGUGUUGUGCAAUGAUUGUGGACAAUCAAAACAAUAAGAAACCUCAUUUGGCCAAA